GUGUAACCCAAAUCACCCGUUGCCAGUGGCAAAGUUUACCGUAUUCCCUCAAAAAGGUCUUGCUUACAAUAAAUACACAGUUUGGCAGGGUACAAUGGCGGCCAUGCCCUAUCAAUUACCCAACGCUUUUGUGAGAUAUUGGUCCUUUGCAACACUGGAGUUGACUCGGACUAAAGGGGACAGAAAUUUAAGGAGACAGAUGUCAUUGUUUGGAGUGGACGAUCUAGGGCAGACUGGGGUAGAGAAAACAGUAGCAUUCGCGACCGAGUACUGUGAGGAGUGGGAGAGAAUUUACGGCCCGACAGAUCAGAGGUUUGCUACAAACACAGAUCAGCCGUUAUCUGUCAGCAGCACAGAGGAUAGAGAGUGAGGGAUUAGGAGAUAAAGACCCCACCGGCCCGGUUUCCUUUGUUCUCGGAGAUCGGUCAGAUAAGUCAAACGCUUCCCGACAAUGUCCGUUGCUAAGGGAGGGAAGAAGCGGGUUACCCGGAUUGCAGUGCCGUCCGGCGCGGACUCCGACGGGUACUCGAGCGGAGGCGAGGGCACCCCGAAGCCAGGGCGCCGCAAGAAGUUCCUCCAGGUCCCCGACGGAGCGACUCCCUCGCUCCGAGGCGGCUACGACCCUACAGGAAACAUGGACGAAGUCAUGUCAACAGUCGGCGGCAGCGAGCACUCGUUCGCCCACGGCUCUAGCCGGAAGGUACAGUACGAGAACACUUACAAGAUGGAGCCUGACUUUAAGUUCCAGUCGCAUCUUAUCGAAGGACCGGCGAGGGACAUUCUUGAGACGCAUCUCAAGGACCAGCCCUACGACGCGGCGACGUGCCGAAGCCAGGCGCAGGACCUGGCGGGAAAGAUCAUGGACGCCACGAAAAACCUGAACAUCAAGCGGUACAAACUGGUCACCAUCGUCAGCAUAGGCAGCCUGAAGGAGCGCCCCGGCAUGCACUUCGGCAGCAGGUGUCUCUGGAACGACAAGACAGACUCCUUCACGACCGUCAAGUACACAAACGGAUCCCUGUUCGCCGUCGCCAUGAUCUACGGACUCUACUUCGAGUAGACUUCCCUGGGUACGGGCCGCUAACCGUUUCCUUCGGCAGCCAGAAGCCCUUCGCCCACAGACUUAAAUUACCACUGCGGUGGAGUUGAGCUUUCCCCGGGCUAGACUCCCCCGUAGCGUAAUUUAGACCAGCGGGCGAAGGGCUCUUGCGGCCCGGAAAAACAAGUUUGGCUUUCAGGGUACGAGUAGACCAAAGGACAAAAAACAUGCAACGGUCUCUCAGAAAACCGUUAGCAGAACUGGGUUUACAGUACUCAAACCGUAUUGACCUUUCCUGUCAGAUAUUGUUACUACCAUAGUCUUGAGCUAACAUCCGUUUCUUAGUGCUUUUUUUAAUCGUGUUUGAAAGAAAGAGAGACGUUAAUUUUCGCGUAACUCCACAGUUUGUUCCGUGAAGGUGAUGUGAGAAAAUUACUCGUCUCAAAAUCUGAUAUUUCUGUUAGCAGGGUAGAAAAAUAACAGAAUCAUGAACUAGAGAAUGAAUUGUGAAGAAGUAUACAACGUAUCCUUGCCUUAUGCUGCAUUUUAAGUCUUUCUACCACCAUACUAUACAGAUAAAGCUGGAAGCUGUGUAGAAUGAACAAGGUCUAGGAUGAAAAUACAUUGCUGUAGGUUAACACAGUGUUUUUUGUUGCCGGUAGUUCCAACAAUACAGUGUUUGACCUCAGGUAAGCUCGUGUUACCGCGACACAAAUAUUUGUACCUGUAAGUCCCUCAAUCAAAUUAAACACCUCUAUUUACUUCGCUACUUCUGCUAAGAACAAUCUACAAAAGUGGUGGAAUUAGGUUUUUACAAAGUUUGGAGAGGAGUUAUUCUGUUUAAUGCUACUUUAAUAAGUGUCAAGAUGCUGUGGAUUAAAUGGCUAGGCUACGGGUACAACAAAUAGGAAUUCUGUAAAAACAUGAGACUGUUUAAUGUUGUAGAUGAGAAUUGUAAUGAUGUUUAAACUGUGUGAAGUAAAGACGACAACAUCAAUACACGAGUGUACGGUCGGUACGCUCUGACUAUAUUAGUCAUUCAGCCAGACGAUUAUUCAGUUGUGUGCUUAAUGUUUUUAAAUGUUGCUAUGGCUGCAAAUAUUUGUGCCCAACAUCCAUAUCAGUGUAUGUACAAGAG
Messenger RNA from Branchiostoma belcheri (Belcher's lancelet), 2177 nucleotides. Its product is annotated as tctex1 domain-containing protein 1-like. Lineage: Eukaryota; Metazoa; Chordata; Leptocardii; Amphioxiformes; Branchiostomatidae. Gene Ontology annotation, biological process: microtubule-based movement. Gene Ontology annotation, molecular function: dynein intermediate chain binding. Bases 452 to 1060 code for a protein of 202 amino acids. The record is from RefSeq and is a predicted model, not a curated record. Gene Ontology annotation, cellular component: cytoplasmic dynein complex; cytoplasm. The transcript has a single exon.